Messenger RNA from Prunus persica (peach), 2083 nucleotides. Its product is annotated as cyanogenic beta-glucosidase. Bases 348 to 1985 code for a protein of 545 amino acids. Gene Ontology annotation, molecular function: beta-glucosidase activity. The transcript is spliced from 13 exons. The record is from RefSeq and is a predicted model, not a curated record. Gene Ontology annotation, biological process: carbohydrate metabolic process. Lineage: Eukaryota; Viridiplantae; Streptophyta; Magnoliopsida; Rosales; Rosaceae.
CCCACAAUGGAAUAAGUGUCGGAUGUGCACGUUGCCAGUACCGUGGUGGAGACUCAUCGAUGGUAGAAUAGAAGGGAUCAGGAUAGAACUCAUCUUUUGGUUAACCCCUUCAUUAUCUUAAUUUAAUUUCUUAAUAAGUUAAUGAUUUUUGACAUGCUGGAAAUUUGUAAUGAAAGUCACAAUGAUGUGUUUUAGGACUUAAUUUUGGUGCACAAUUAGUGUUCCUACCAUUCCUCGGUGAUACAACCAGUUUCAAAGCCCACUUGCGUUUAUCCAAAACAAAAAACAAAACAAAACAAGAAAAACACGUACGUACUCUCUCUAUAUAAAUCCCAUGCAAUUGCAAUAUGGCAGGAAGAGCCAGAACACCAAAAACCCUCCUCCAGUCAAUUAUGGCAAUGAUGCGAUUAGUCUCUUUUCUCUUUUGUGUGGUGCUACUCUUUGGCUCUGCAUUCACAAAUAGCAAAGCUGCUGUUAAUACAGAUCCGCAACUACGCCCCAUUUGUGAGCGCCUCGACAAUAGGAAAAGUUUCGAUGUUCUCGAACCAGGGUUCAUAUUUGGGACAGCCUCAGCAGCUUACCAGUGCGCUGGUGCUGUAAAAACCGAUGGAAGAGGACCAAGUAUAUGGGAUAACUACACCCACAGCCAUCCAGAAAGAAUCAAGGAUGGCAGUAAUGGAGAUAUCGCUGUUGAUCAAUAUCACCGAUUCAAGGGUGAUGUGGCGAUAAUGAAAAAUAUAUCGGUGGAUGCUUAUAGAUUGUCUAUAUCAUGGUCAAGACUGUUGCCAAAUGGAACGCUAAGUGGGGGCGUGAAUAUGGAUGGGAUCAACUAUUACAACAGUUUUAUCGAUGACCUCAUAAAUAGCAGUAUAACACCAUUUGUGACAAUCUUCCAUUGGGAUCUUCCCCAAGCUCUAAAUGACUCAUAUGGUGGUUUCUUAAGCCCUAAAGUUGUCGAUGAUUAUUUAGCAUUUGCAAAACUUUGCUUUGAGAACUUUGGCAAUCGAGUAAAACACUGGAUCACGUUGAAUGAGCCAUAUACCGUUAGUCACCAUGGCUAUGCAGUCGGGUGCCACGCACCGGGGCGAUGCUCUGCUUGGCAAAACUUAAGCUGCAUCGGUGGAGAUUCGGGCACUGAACCAUAUUUAGUGACACACCACCAACUCCUUGCACAUGCAGCCGCUGUAAAAUUGUAUAAAAAUGAAUAUCAGGCAUAUCAAAAUGGCUCGAUAGGAAUAACAUUGGUGUCGCAUUGGUUUGAGCCCGCUUCAAAUUCAACAAAAGAUAAAAGUGCUGCAAAUCGAUCUCUGGAUUUUAUGUUCGGAUGGUUUAUGGACCCAUUAACAUACGGUGACUAUCCGCCUAGCAUGCGGUCAAUUGUUAAAGAACGAUUACCAAAAUUCACAGAUGAAGAAUCCAAGUUACUAAAAGGGUCAUAUGAUUUUAUUGGAAUAAAUUACUAUUCUGCUAGAUAUGCAAGUAAAGGACAUGAAUUUAUUUCUGCACAUCAUGAUUAUAGCUACUUAACAGAUCCUCACGUUAAUGUUACAACUGAGCUUAAUGGGGUCCCUAUUGGUCCACAGGCUGCUUCAGAUUGGUUAUAUGUUUAUCCAAAAGGAAUUUACGAUCUUCUAAGCUAUACGAAAAAUAAGUAUAAUGAUCCAAUCAUUUACAUUACCGAGAAUGGCGUUGAUGAGUUCAAUGAUCCCAAAAUACCGCCUGAGCAAGCCCUUAAUGAUACCAAUAGAACUGACUUUUACUACCAUCACCUUUGUUACCUUCACAAAGCCAUGAGUGAAGGUGCUAAGGUGAAAGGAUAUUUCGCUUGGUCAUUGGUAGACAACUUUGAAUGGAAUGAUGGAUACACGGUUCGUUUUGGUAUCGUCUAUGUGGAUUACAGGAAUGGUACUGCUAAUUAUCUAGCAAGGCAUCUAAAAAGCUCAGCAGUGUGGUUCCAAAAUUUCCUCAAGAAACGUCUUUAUUGAAAAAAGUACGAAAGUGAUGAAUAUUUGUAGACAAUAAUGAUGGGAUACCAAAAGUUUGAAUUCCAAAUGGUGAAUAAAGUACACCAGCUCCCCUGGAG